GAGUUUCGCUUCAUCUUCCUAGGUCCCACUAUUAAUUAGAAUCCUUUAUAUCGUUCUCUCUUUACUCCACCCUCCUUUCUAUCACCUCUCUCGAGAUGCUUACUUUCGCCGACAGGCUCAACGCCCAGGUUGCUGAUUCUGCAAUCGGACGAUGGUUUCGCCUAGAGGGCUCUGGUCACGCCCGUGAGCGCGAGGGUUCACGUUUUAUGACAGAUAUCCGUGCAGGUAUAACGACCUGGGCAGCCAUGGCCUACAUCAUUUCUGUCAACGCUUCCAUAGUAUCUGACUCUGGGGGAACUUGUGUCUGUGAAGCCGCCAAUAACUGUGUCACUGAUCCGGCAUAUCUCCAAUGUAUCCAAGAGGUGAAGCAAGAUCUCAUUACGUCCACAGCGGCCAUGUCCGCUCUUGCAUCAAUCUUGAUGGGCGCCCUUGCGAAUUUGCCUGUCGGUAUGGCUCCAGGGAUGGGUCUUAAUGCCUAUUUCACAUACUCUGUUGUUGGUUAUCAUGGGAGCGGCUUUAUCACUUACAGAGAAGCACUUUCUGCUGUCUUCUUAGAAGGAUGGAUCUUCUUCAUCCUGUCCCUUUUAGGCUUACGUCAAUGGCUUGCUCGCAUCAUGCCACAAUCGCUUGUUCUUGCUGUAGGCGCUGGUAUUGGAUUGUACAUUGCGUUUAUCGGAUUGACAUCCGGUGGCUUGAAUGUAAUUGGAGGUGACACUACCAACCUCGUCGGCCUUGGUGGCUGUCUCGAGUCAGAUUGGUUGGAAGGUCUACCAUACUUCUGUGGUACUCAAGUUCUACGGAGUCCUACUACAUGGCUUGGCAUCUUUACUGGCGGUAUUCUCACGAUCCUAUUGAUGCUUUAUCGCGUCAAGGGGUCCCUCCUAAUCGGUAUCUUCAUCACUUCCAUAAUCUCUUGGCCACGAAACACUUCUGUCACCUACUUUCCACACAACGAUUCGGGUGAUCAGCUGUUCGACUUCUUCAAACAGGUCGUGACCUGGCACCCCUUACAACAUAUCGGUAAUGCACUAGAUUAUAACUAUGGCAAAGGAAAGGUGUGGUACGCACUCAUAACCUUCCUUUAUGUCGACAUUUUGGACACCACUGGUACUCUUUACUCUAUGGUUAAAUUUGCUGGCCUGCGUGAUCCUGUCACCCUCGAUUUUGAAAAUUCUACCAUCGCAUACUGUGUCGAUGCCUUCUCUAUUUCUAUGGGCGCGCUCGCAGGCACAAGUCCCGUCACAGCAUUCAUCGAGAGUGCCACUGGUAUCGCUGAGGGUGGUAAGACUGGCAUCACUGCAAUCGUCACUGGACUCCUCUUCUUCCUCUCUAUCUUCUUCGCGCCCAUCUUCGCCUCCAUUCCACCCUGGGCUACCGGCGGCGCGCUCGUUGUCGUCGGCUCGCUUAUGAUCCGCAAUGUUCGCGAUAUCAACUGGGACUAUGUCGGCGAUGCUGUCCCUGCAUUCCUCACCAUCCUAUUUAUCCCUCUGUCAUACAACAUUGCGUAUGGUGUCAUCGUCGGCGUGUUCUCCUAUGUCAUUAUCAACGGCUUCGUAUGGAUCGUCUCCAAGAUCUCCAAAAACACGGUCAUGCCACCCAACUACGACGCAGCCGAGCCCUGGGUCGUUCCUCCUGGCGGAAUUGUGCCCUCCUGGCUCAACAUCUUGUUGAACCGCAACACUCGCGUCCUCGACGACUCACCCUCAGAAUACCCGUUUCAAGUACGCCAACGACACUCGAACAUCUCAGUCGACACGACUUCGCAAGAAAACCCUUUGACGCCCAGGAAGUCGGCUUUCACGAGUGAAAAAUGAAAUGAGUUAUUGUUGUAGUGCUUCCACCUAUCCUGCUUUCCCGAUAUCGCGAUAUCCGCUAUGCUGUCGAUCUCCCCCCGCUUCGAAUCGGACCCUCCCGACGAGGCAUCCACUCUUUUGACUUUGAGAUUCUAUUUUUUGUUAUAUAUUGCACAUAUCAUACAUACCUCUCGCAUACAGAUGGUAGCUAGGGACUUUAUUCUCUGUUGUAUUUGUUUCAUAGCUAUUUUUUGUUCAUAGAUAGUGUUGGUACAGAGCAGCUUGUGGGGUUUCUAUGUGAAGCUUUACUGUGGAGUAUAUCGGACAUGAUACUGGUCUCGUUCGUCCCCUUGUUACAUUGAUCGACGCUGAAAAAUCGCAAGUUGUACGGCGCUAGGAACUCGUUGACUAAUCCGUUACAUCACAUUGAUGCGUUGUGUAAGCAGUCUCGUUUCAGGACGCGGACGCCUUAAUGAUACCGAUUAUCGAUCGA
Messenger RNA from Suillus bovinus, 2286 nucleotides. Its product is annotated as permease family-domain-containing protein. Gene Ontology annotation, biological process: transmembrane transport. Gene Ontology annotation, cellular component: plasma membrane. Gene Ontology annotation, molecular function: purine nucleobase transmembrane transporter activity. Bases 96 to 1814 code for a protein of 572 amino acids. Lineage: Eukaryota; Fungi; Basidiomycota; Agaricomycetes; Boletales; Suillaceae. The record is from RefSeq and is a predicted model, not a curated record. The transcript is spliced from 15 exons.